Juglans microcarpa x Juglans regia is the source of this 1240-nucleotide messenger RNA. RefSeq names its product peroxidase 3. Bases 99 to 1079 code for a protein of 326 amino acids. NCBI's taxonomy places the organism in Eukaryota, Viridiplantae, Streptophyta, Magnoliopsida, Fagales, Juglandaceae. The transcript is spliced from 4 exons. Gene Ontology annotation, biological process: hydrogen peroxide catabolic process; response to oxidative stress. Gene Ontology annotation, molecular function: peroxidase activity; heme binding. Gene Ontology annotation, cellular component: plant-type cell wall; plasmodesma. The record is from RefSeq and is a predicted model, not a curated record.
GUUAUAAAUCUACCCCUCAUGCUUCAAGAACCAUUUGUAGACGCACUGGAGUUGCUUCCUACAAAGAAGCAUAUAAACAGUAACUCAGAGUACUUGAAAUGGGAGGGAUACGUUAUUUUGCGAUUAUAAUCAUAGGCGUUUUAGGAUUUUUGGGUUCUACACAAGCUCAACUGCAGUUGGGUUUUUACUCUAAGAGCUGCCCAAGAGCCGAGAAGAUUAUCCAAGAUUUUGUUAACAAGCAUAUCCAUAAUGCUCCAUCAUUGGCUGCUGCCCUCAUAAGAAUGCACUUCCACGACUGCUUUGUCAGGGGCUGUGAUGGAUCCGUGCUUCUGAACUCAACGUCGAGCAACCAAGCUGAAAAGGAAGGUGGUCCAAAUCUAACACUCAGAGGUUUUGACUUCAUCGACAGAGUAAAGAGCCUUCUUGAAGCUGAAUGUCCUGGCAUAGUCUCUUGUGCAGAUACAAUUGCUUUGGUUGCAAGAGAUUCUGUCGUGGCCAUAGGAGGACCAUCUUGGACAGUUCCAACUGGUCGAAGAGACGGGACAAUCUCUUUGUCAUCAGAAGCACAGAGCAACAUCCCACCUCCAACUAGCAACUUCACAAACCUCCAAAGACUAUUUGGAAACCAGGGUCUUGAUUUGAAAGAUUUGGUCUUGCUCUCUGGUGCUCACACCAUUGGCGUCUCUCAUUGUUCAUCCAUCUCUAACCGACUGUAUAAUUUCACCGGGGUGGGCGAUCAGGACCCUGCUCUGGACAGUGAAUAUGCUGCAAAUCUCAAGGCAAGGAAGUGCACAAAUCCUAAUGAUAAUACCACAAUUAUUGAGAUGGACCCUGGAAGCCACAGGACUUUUGACCUUAGCUACUACACUCUCCUGCUAAAGAGAAGGGGCCUAUUCGAAUCGGAUGCUGCUUUAACUUCCAACGCUACUACAAAGUCUUACAUCACCCAACUGCUUCAAGGACGGCUUGACAAUUUCUACGCUGAAUUUGCCAAGUCCAUGGAGAAAAUGGGUCGGGUCGACGUUAAGACUGGGAGUGUCGGUGAGAUUAGAAAGAACUGUGCAGUGAUUAAUAGUUAAGAGGGUAAAAUGUCUUGUCUACGUAAGUUUCAAAUUGUUUGUUUGUUGUGUGCUUUCAUCGUAGUUGUUUUGCGAAUAAACAGGACCCCGUUCUGGUGCCCGUUUCCAUUAUUUAGAGAGAAAAACAGUUACGAAAAUAAUAAUUCUAAAUUAUAAAAUCU